UGUCUCUUCAAUUCUCUCUCUCUCGCCUCUUGCCAUUUUCUAGAGUGAGAAAAUAAGGAUGUUGGAGAGGUCCUUAAUUGUAGUUGAGCUCAUCACGUUCUAAAAGUUUGAUCAGUUGAAGGAUUUUGAGAAAUGGGUUUUUGAGGGGUGAGUUCAGUUUGAAAUAUGGAGGGAAGGAACCAGGCUCCUUUGGUAGAUACCUCUGCUUGCCUUUGCAGAGUUGAUACUGGCCUGAAAACUGUCACCGGGGCUAAAAGAUUUGUACCCAGUUCAAAGCUUUGUACACAACCUAGCAUCAAACCCUCCAUUCAUCCAUCCAAACAAAAGGCAACACGCACUCAUAAAACCUGUGGCCAGUCCCCUCUUCUCCCUGGUCUCCCUGAUGACCUCGCCAUCGCCUGCCUCAUUUGGGUUCCACGAGCUGAGCACUGCAAACUAAGACUAGUCUGCAAGCGAUGGUACCGUCUCUUGGCUGGAAAUUACUUUUAUACCCUUCGUAAAAACCUCAAACUUACAGAAGAAUGGAUCUAUGUCAUGAAAAGAGACAGAGAUGGAAAAAUCACUUGGGAUGCCUUUGAUCCAAUCUACCAAAUUUGGCAUCCCCUCCCACCUGUCCCUGGAGAGUACACCAAUGCCCUUGGGUUUGGCUGUGCCGUCCUCAGUGGCUGCCAUCUGUACUUAUUUGGAGGGAAAAACCCGACUAAAGGUUCGAUGAGACGUGUAAUCUUUUAUAGUGCGAGGACCAACAAAUGGCACCGAGCUCCUGAUAUGCUGAGAAGGCGACAUUUCUUUGGAUCAUGUGUGAUGAACAAUUGUCUCUAUGUGGCUGGAGGGGAGAGCGAAGGGAUUCACCAUUUGCUUACAUCAGCUGAAGUAUAUGAUCCAAGCAAGAACCGAUGGGCAUUAAUUCAAGAAAUGAGCACUUCAAUGGUGCCAUUCAUUGGUAUAGUCUAUAAUAAAAGGUGGUUCUUGAAAGGGCUGGGGCCUCUACGUCAAGUCCAGAGUGAGGCCUAUGAUCCAGAAACUGAUACGUGGGCCCCAGUGUUUGACGGAAUGGUGACAGGAUGGAGAAACCCGUGCGUGUGCAUAGAAGGAAAGCUAUAUGCUUUGGAGUGUAAGGAUGGGUGCAAGAUUAGGGUUUACAGUGAUGCGACCAAUUCUUGGAGCAAGGAUUUCGAUAGUGAGAUGCAUUUAGGGAGCUCGCAGGCUGUGGAGGCGGCAGCUAUUGUGUCUAUUCGUGGUAAGCUUUGUAUUGUGAGGAAUGAUAUGAGUAUUUCGUUGGUGCAUGUUGCGGGAAAUGAUGAAGAGAGAGGAAAUGGGAGGCGACGGUGGGAGACGAUUUCUGGGAAGGGGCAGAGUAAGAGCUUCAUCGCGAAUAUUUUGUCGAAUAUCGCAGGUUGGAAUCGUGUCAAGAGUCAUAUUAUCCACUGUCAGGUUCUCCAAGCUUAGAAUGCAACAUAGUGAUUUUAUCCCCUAUCAGGUUCUCCAAGCUUUAAAGAUGCCUUUUAAUUGCUGUAAUCAAAUCCCUGUUGAAAAGUGAUGAUGCAAGAAAGAAAGAAGAAAUCUCUGAUGGUUCUUGGUGUUGUUAUGUGCUGGUUGGACAAAAGCUCAGUGAAUAUUGGGAGAGUUCUCUCCCUACUAUUGUAAAUUUGUUGGUCAUCUAAUAAAAUGAUUGGUCUGUAAAUCUUAA
Asparagus officinalis (garden asparagus) is the source of this 1690-nucleotide messenger RNA. Its product is annotated as F-box/kelch-repeat protein At1g55270-like. NCBI's taxonomy places the organism in Eukaryota, Viridiplantae, Streptophyta, Magnoliopsida, Asparagales, Asparagaceae. The transcript has 3 exons. The record is from RefSeq and is a predicted model, not a curated record. Gene Ontology annotation, molecular function: protein binding. Bases 166 to 1449 code for a protein of 427 amino acids.